Molecule: messenger RNA, 7174 nt
Organism: Cuculus canorus (common cuckoo)
Lineage: Eukaryota; Metazoa; Chordata; Aves; Cuculiformes; Cuculidae
Gene: CNP
Product: 2',3'-cyclic nucleotide 3' phosphodiesterase
Exons: 4
Coding region: 195-1406 (403 amino acids)
Biological process (GO): cyclic nucleotide catabolic process
Cellular component (GO): cytoplasm; membrane
Molecular function (GO): 2',3'-cyclic-nucleotide 3'-phosphodiesterase activity
Source: RefSeq, a predicted model, not a curated record
CUCGGGCUCUGGUGGAGCUGGUGGUGCCUCUGAAGUCUCAGCUGCUGCCACGUGAUGGGCAAAACUUCCCCUUCCUGGUUAGGUAGGACGGCGGUUACCGAGGUCCGAGCAGGAGCAGAGCUGCACCUUCAGCUCCUCAGAACAGAGGGUUCUCCAAGAAGAGUCACCCAUUCCUGCCUAAAAUAUUUAGAAAGAUGUCUAGUCAAUCAGCGAAAGAAAGACCCGAAAGCUUGCAGUACCCUUUCCUUGAUGAUGAAGACACCAUCUCCAUAGUCAAAGAAUCUAAAACCUUUUUUAUUCUACGGGGCCUGCCCGGCAGUGGGAAGUCCACCCUGGCCCAGGCUAUCCAGGAUAGGUAUAAAGAUGCCUGCAAGGUCAUCUCUGCCGACAGCUAUAAAAUUACACCUUUAAUAAGAGGCACCAUUCCUGAAGAAUACUCCAAGGUGGAUGAGGAUCUAGUUGACUAUUGCAAACGAGAUAUCAGCGUUAUCGUUUUGGAUGACACUCAUCAUGAGAGGGAGCGACUGGACCAGCUCUUUGAUAUCGCUGACAAAUACCGGUACAAAGUCAUCUUUGCCGAGCCCAAAACCCAGUGGCGAAUGGAUUGCUCGCAGCUGAAGGACAAGAAUCAAUGGAAGCUGUCGGUGGAAGAGCUGAAGAAGAUGAAGCCGAGCUUGGAGAAGGAAUUCCUGCCCAUGUAUUUUGGGUGGUUUUUGAGCAAAAGAAGCUCGGAGAUCCUGAGGAAGGCUGGCCAGGCCUUCUUGGAUGAGCUUGGGAGCCUCAAAGCCUUCAAGAAGGAGAGCAAAUACUUUGCUUCUGCUGUUGAAGACCCCAAAAUAAAGAUCGAUCUCACCAGCUACUUUGUGAAGAGGCCGCCCGGGGUCUUGCACUGCACCACCAAAUACACAGAGUUUGGAAAAGCAGCUGGAGCUGAGGAAUACGCACAGCAAGAAGCUGUGAAGGCUUCGUAUGGCAAAGGCUUCACCUUAUCCAUCUCUGCUCUGUUCAUCACAACAAAAACUGUUGGUGCUCGGGUAGAGCUCAGCGAGCAGCAGCUGCUGCUGUGGCCGGGAGAUGCCGACAAGAUCCUGCCCACCGACAACCUCCCAAAAGGCAGCCGGGCACACAUCACCCUCGGCUGCGCCAACGGCAUCGAAGCAGUGCAGACAGGGCUGGAUCUGCUGGAGUUCGUAAAGCUGGAAAAGGCAGGGAACAAAGGGGAUCAAGUGGGGGAGAUUGGAGGAGGGAAACUGUUGUAUUUUGAUAACGGCAUGUGGAUGCUCCUCCUUUCCAAGAAGAUCGAUGUGAGGGCGAUAUUCUCGGGUUACUAUGGGAAAGGGAAACUUGUGCCAACACAGAGCACCAACAAACGGGGCUCUGCUUUUAGUUCCUGCACCAUCAUCUAAGAGCACGCAGGGCAGCGGGUUGGUUCGGUUUUAAAAGGCAAGUAACUCCCGUAACCUCUAAAAGUGUAAAAAGAAAUAAUUCUCCCUGUACUAAAGCAAGCCCUCUCGCCAGCCCCAGUGUGGAGCCUCCCUGGGGAGAGUUUGUUGGCCUCCAGAAAGGAAGAAAACAAGCAGCUCCUGGCUGACAAAUGUCAGUAACGGAGUGCUUUUAGUGGAAGAGGUCUGGAGAAAACCAGCCAUGGUGGUGGUGGUGCUCUGCUUGUUUUCUUCCUUGGAGGGUCAUCUCUGCUCUUUUGUAACUUCCCCCUGAGCCACAAUCGUGAGACCUUUACCUGUCGGUACUGCACGCCCUGGCAGACCAAAGCCAAGCGAAGGGAACUGGGUAACGCUGCUCUCCUUCUUCCAAGCCUGAAGGACUGAAUCAGCCAUUCCUGGAGCUGAAUUCCUGGGUAUAAACCAGCCAGCACCAGCUGUGGAUCACUUGUCAUGGCAGUUGCUCAUAGUUCAGAUUCCUCCACUGCCGGGCAGAGAUGCGGAGUGGACUGCAGGGAAACCCAUUGCCAAGCGAUGUCUUAAAGAGCCGUCGCAGACUUUGAAAUGUCCCAGAAAGGGAAAAUCCCAGGAGAUGCAUUCAGUUCCCGCAGCACGGCUCCAGUCAUUUCACUCCACUAGAUCAAGCAGUGUCCGGUGUCCUUGUCCUGUAGGGAACAAUCCUGCCUUGGCAGGGAGUGGAAGAGAUGAACUAAUGUCUUUUCCAUCUUUUAGAAACUAAAAUCAUGUCUGAAGUGCGGAACUGUACUUCAUGCAAGAUUUUACUACUUCUCUCUAAUGCACUUGAAUGUUAAAAGUUAGGCUGGCAGUAACAUUGUAAGUUAGGAAGUAAGCGGAGGUGCUGUAACUGCAUAACUUGAGGCUGCUCGUACCUAAACUGUUGGCUGGAAAAAAAGUUAACGAUAAAGCACGUCUGUUUUAUUGAAACUUAAGUUCUUGCUCUUAGCCUGCCCGCCAGUCAUCAACAGAGACACGGCCACUGCUUAACCGUAAUGCGAAGCUCAACUAACAGACUCAGGUUAAACUCACGCUCUGGCUCCCUGUUUGGAACUAAUCCCUGCUAACGGAUGUAAAUACUUGCUGUGUUGGAUACGCGUGUGCUGGGCUGGUGGCUGUAAAGGAGCUGUGGGAUGGGCACAGCUUGGCUGGGCACGCUCCAACACCGUUCCUGGGGAAGCCCAACGCUGCCGGUGCCAGAAGAGUUUCUCCUCGGAAUGUUUAUAACAAAAGCAAGGCGUGCUCUGGGAUCAGCGGGAAGAGUUUACUGAUAAAGCACAAUAUUUCCUGCUGUUUCAAAACAACGGAUGGCAAAUUCGCCUUAGAACAAAAUCUGUACCAACCCAGACCUCGCAAUCCUCCCUUCAACGGAGAAACCUCUGUUGGCUUCCGCACCGGCAGCGGGGCGAGAGCCCAAGACACAAAUCCCAUAAAGGUGAGUUUAAAAUGUAUUUACCAGGAGAGCCUCUGUGGGAGCGCGUUGAGCUCCUCUCUCUCCGGCACCUUGGAACAACCCAAAGCUCCAGAUCACAUCCAGCACCGAAAUGCACAGCUGGAGUAUCGCAUUUAUUUGCCUGUUCAAGAACAACAGUGAGAUUGUCGUCAUUCAAGUUUUUAUUAGUUUGUACAUCAUAUACAGUUUAUAAUAAAGUAAACCAAUUGCAUAUGGUUUCGCUUCAGUCUGUGAGAUUCUUCAUAUAAACACAUCAUUAUGGAUUCUGCCUAAUGAAGUAAACAACAAAUAUUCACAUUUUUUUUACCAUUCACAUCCUAGAAAGUUAAGGGUCCGCAGAGGGACAGUGUUCACGCCGAUGGGAAGCCUGGCUUAGAGAGGAUGACAUGUUUGGCAAAGCGAUGGGGAUCAUGAUUGCUCCAUGCAAUGCUCCUUUCCUCCCACGGGAAAGGUUCCGGUAUUUACACUGAGGUAAACAGGCUUUCGAUUCAGAUAAAUACUGCAGCACGGGGUCUGGCGUCCUCUCCAAGCCGGCUUCACAUCGGUGCCGGGAUUUGCCUUGCCUACUCCUCAAUGUCGUUACAACGCGGCAGGGACGCAUGCAGAGAAGGCGCGUGGUUCCCUCUUCCACACUUGGCCCCUCCACCACUGCUCCAUGCCCUUUUCCCUUCCGAAGCCAGAGCUAUUGAGUGACGACAGGGGGGGCAGAUGGGGCAACGGCCACGGAUCUGGCUCUGCCAGGGCUGUGGCAGCAUCCGGAGGCAGCAUCCCAGCUCUCCCACCAGGUCUCUGCCUCUUCCCCAGCCACCCCAACGCCGCUUCACCUCCGUGCUUCGCUCCCGUUCCCCACCAGAGCUUUCCUUCCGAGGGCAGAUCUGUGCUAGAGUGAAAACUUGCCCAGCACUACUCAGAGAGCAGGGCUAAUCCUGACCCUGCGCGAGCGGGGACACCCAGGGCACGUGCAGGGAGGCCAAAGCGCUACACAUCAUCUUUCAAUGCCAAGCUUGGGGAGCAGGGACAAGUGGGACAUCUCCGAACGUGGCAGGGCACCCAGGAGAACAGAGGCUACGGAACCGCUGCGGGCCCACCUUCGCUACGGCCUGAGGGACCUCAGCACCGCUCGGAGAAACCCAGGGAGAUGGACACACAAGUGAUCCUUUAUCCCGAAGGAAAGGGUAGGGAGGGUACAAGGCACAAAUUUAAACGGGAUGAAAAGCAUCCGCUCGAAGAUAAGGGAAUAGCUUUAGUUCUUAGGGAAACUGAGGAAAUAAUUUUCAAAGAAGAGCAAACCACUGGCUGGUCCAAACGCUUUGGUCAUUCCAUGGGUUGAUGAGUGAUUUGGCCAAGGGCAGCUGGCUUGGAGACCAGCGCUGUGCGUUUCUGUAUCGGAACGAACGGCAGCACAGCAGCUUUCACUGCUAGAUACAGCAAAACUCCCAGGGACUUGCACUAUUCCAUGGUUAACAAUACUGUUAUCCCUAAAUUUUUUCUUUCUCCUUUUAUUUCAGUUUGCAUUAAUGUAUUGACAAUAGUCAGAGCCUUCAGCACAGCGAUCCAGCUUUGCCGCAACACUUCCAAGUUUCCAAACCAUGCACUUUUAUGGCUCUCAGUGCUCCCCACAAAGACGGAGAUGACCCAGCAUCCACUUUUAAAGUAAAUCCACACAAGGAAAAACACACCAAGCUUUGUGGCCUCGAGGUCAGACGAGGUCAGACGAUAGCACAUAGAAGUGUCUUCCACACACUGAUGUGUGUUUUCAUUUGUAAAUCAUGAAAUUACUUCCAUUUUCAUUUGAAUGCAACCACAUUUCACUAAUUGGAAACAUCCCUGCAGCAGCUAAGACACCACCAGUAUCCUGACAGAGGCAAAACAACAUCACCAGGGGAGCUUCAGGGUCUAAUGAUUCCUUAUCUCCUUGCAAACCCUACACAGCCAUAAUGAUGUAGCUUCACUUCACACGCCCGGUCUGCCGAAAGCCACGCUCCCUGCACGCACAGGGCUUUUCCCUGCACUCGACAGCUUCCCCCGAGGAAGCUGACAGCCAUUCCCAUCAGCUAUCGAGCUCUCCUUCCAUUCCAUCUGUUAAAAUACCGCUCCCUUCCACGCCAGCUUGGCCUGGCUUUCAGCCACAUCAGCUCUGCUCUCUCCCGGCACUUCCCACAUGCAAAAGCUCUCUCAGCGCUAACCAUUCCCCCUGGGAAGCCUCAGAGCUGCUCAGUGCUUGGAUUUGGGGCUGUUGAGCGUACAGGGCUGGGCACGAGAGGCUCCGCACAGGGGAACGCUCUGGGGGCAAACGCGGGUACAGCUCAGGGUUAAGUACCAAGGCUCUUGCUCUUACACCAAAAAAGAAACCUUUAGUAACUAUAGACUGCCUUCCAAGAAACGCAACUCUUCCCAUCAAAAGGAAGGGCUUUCCCAAUCGGUUUCUUCCACGUGCCAGGCACAGGUGGAGGCUUAGCCACACCGAAGUAAAUCGCUUCUAAACAAGACUUGACGCUCGUGUAUCUCUGCGGUGCAGAGGAUCACCAACAGCAAUCGCCUCCCAUCGCCUUAGGAAAACCACAGGCCUGACACCCCUUUAAAACACAAAUUCAUUCCCUCCACAGCCGAUUCCUCCCUCGGGUAGCUCCUGCCAAGCCAAAGGAACCUGGGUGUGUGUGGCUGCAGGGUGGCGGUAGCCAGAAAAAUGGCACUAAGGUUCUCUGUGCCUAAGUACAAAACAAAGUUUUGUAACUAUCGAGUGCAAAAGGCAACAUUUCAAGCACCGCACAGCAGAAACAGCGUCUGGUAUCUCCAACUUGGACUCAACCGGGGCACAGAGCCACUGCACCGCUAUCUCCUGUCCUGCGGUAACGCGAGAGUCACCAAAUGCCACUCAAGUCUCAGCUCUCCACACAAAAGGGAACCCGGGUUCACCUUCACACCUUGAAUCACACAAUCACGCUCUUCAGAAAAGUCUUGGCACUCACCAUAUUUAUAUUUAACUCCAUUAAGUCAUGCAUUCAUGUACAAUUUUAUAAAUAGCUGCUGUAUACGUUUUGUCUCAUGGAAGAGAAGCCAUUUCGCUGCUCUCCUGCAAGGAAUGGUCUCAUCCACAGUUUGGAGAGAAGCAGCCUGCUGGACUCAGCUGGGGGAAGGGGGAAUAAUAAUAAAACCCACUGACAAAUGCAGGACACGUCUCUGCAUGGUGACAAAAGACUGAGAAAAGUCCAAACUGUACAGUAAUAUCAACACAGAGCAGACGAGAUGUUACGCAUUCAGAACACCGCACUAAACCAAGCCCAGUAAAACCCAACGGAUGAGUGCCAUGAGGACUGGAGUAUCGACAUGCAUAGACCAGGACUUCAGUUGCCCAGAUAUUUCCUCUUUUGGAGCCUGAAAGAUGCUAGGACCAUGUUUUGUGCUCUUGGUGCAAUCGGGGUAACUCCAUCACCUUCCCUCAGUGCAAAGGAAGUCAGAAUAAAUGUUGUAGCCUAUUUUUAGAAAUACUACUGAAGAGUGGCUCAUUUUAAUAGGUCAUUUUCGAGUGAGAUGUAAAAUAUUUCCUUUCCUCUGCAGUACUAGAAUUUAAGCCCUUAAAUCUUCCCUCUAUGAAAGCAGAUUAUCAAAAGUUCUGUCAAAGAACGACCCCGGGACUGUGGUACUCGGCGGCGGCAGCACCACGACUCUAUUGCAACCGGCGGAAACGAAGAUAAAACUCGCGCUGCGGUCUAGCAACUCUGUCCCAUUGAACAGGACAAGGACAGCCCUCAGAAGGAAGGAAGACAAAGAUGUUAGCAUCCAAACGAAUCGUUUCAUGCAAUGAUUUCAUUGCAGUUUUCGUUCCUGCAGUAAGAAGUUAAAUCAGGUUAUUAUAUAAAAGUCAGUGUCAGGUUUCUAUAGGAAAGCCUUGCAUGUAUUUGCAUGAACACCCGUUUUCUCAGCCAAGCAAAAUCCAGCCCUUCAAGCAUCAUGGCACUCCAACGGAUCAGGUUAGCACACUCCGGGCACAGCAACGCUGCCAGGACUCGGCCCUCCAUGCUGGCAUUGCCGAGGGCCAACACACUUUCUCUCAAACCCCACUUCUGAGCCAGACCACCCGCAGCUCGGGCAGGCGCACACGCUGCGCUCCAGGACCGCUGUACAGCCAGUAUUUACCCGGAACAAAGCACCUGGUCACACCGAUUCUUCGCUCGCUAGAGAAAAGGGAGGAAUUCUGGAAGCAGAGUCCUCUCUCAGCUGAGAUUUUGCUGUAACACUACAUUUAUGGUGAAAAAUACAACAGCGU